Acanthisitta chloris (rifleman) is the source of this 918-nucleotide messenger RNA. RefSeq names its product nuclear receptor subfamily 4 group A member 1-like. Gene Ontology annotation, biological process: cellular response to corticotropin-releasing hormone stimulus; regulation of transcription by RNA polymerase II. Gene Ontology annotation, molecular function: RNA polymerase II cis-regulatory region sequence-specific DNA binding; nuclear glucocorticoid receptor binding; nuclear receptor activity. The transcript is spliced from 5 exons. Lineage: Eukaryota; Metazoa; Chordata; Aves; Passeriformes; Acanthisittidae. The annotation marks the transcript as partial. The record is from RefSeq and is a predicted model, not a curated record. Gene Ontology annotation, cellular component: nucleus; transcription regulator complex.
CGCACGGUGCAGAAGAACGCCAAGUACAUCUGCCUGGCCAACAAGGAUUGCCCCGUGGACAAGCGGCGCAGGAACCGCUGCCAGUUCUGCCGCUUCCAGAAGUGCCUGGCGGUCGGCAUGGUUAAAGAAGUGGUCAGGACUGACAGCCUGAAGGGACGACGAGGUCGACUACCCUCCAAGCCCAAACAGCCGCCGGACGCGUCCCCCGUCAGCCUCAUCACCUCCCUGGUGCGGGCGCACAUCGACUCCAUCCCCAGUGCCACCAAGCUUGACUACUCCAAGUUCCAGGAGUCGGCACCGUGCCCGUUCGAGAAGGAGGACUCGGUGGACGUGCAGCAGUUCUAUGACCUCCUCACUGGCUCCAUGGAUGUCAUCCGCAAGUGGGCUGAGAAGAUCCAGGGAUUUGCCGAGCUGCCCAAGGAGGACCAGGACCUGUUGCUGGAAUCAGCCUUCCUGGAGCUCUUCAUCCUGCGCCUGGCAUACCGCUCUAAGCCAGAGGAAGGGAAACUCAUCUUCUGCAACGGAGUGGUGCUGCACCGGCAGCAGUGCGUGCGCGGCUUCGGGGAGUGGAUCGACGCCAUCCUCGAGUUCUCCCAGAGCCUUCACCGCAUGAGCGUCGACGUCCCCUCCUUCUCCUGCCUCGCCGCCCUCGUCAUCAUCACAGACAGGCACGGGCUGAAGGAGCCGAAGAGGGUGGAGGAGCUGCAGAACCGCAUCGUGGGCUGCCUGAAGGACCACGUGGCAGCGGCAGGGGCCGAGCCCGGCCCGCGCUGCCUCCCCAAGCUGCUGGGAAAGCUGCCGGAGCUGCGCAGCCUCUGCACUCAGGGUCUCCAGCGCAUCUUCUACCUCAAGCUGGAGGACCUGGUGCCGCCACCACCCAUCGUUGACAAGAUUUUCAUGGACACACUGCCCUUCUGA